This is a messenger RNA of Phytophthora sojae, 1197 nucleotides long. RefSeq lists its product as hypothetical. Gene Ontology annotation, molecular function: metal ion binding. The record is from RefSeq and is a predicted model, not a curated record. Bases 1 to 1197 code for a protein of 398 amino acids. The transcript has 2 exons. Lineage: Eukaryota; Oomycota; Peronosporomycetes; Peronosporales; Peronosporaceae.
AUGGCGGAGGAGGCAGCAGCUGUGCCGGUGGUGGCGCCCAGCGAGGCCGCGGAGAAGAAGAGCAGAGCCCCGCCGCACUUCGAGGACGAGGCGGGUCUCUUCAAGACCGUGUGCCGCUCGUUCAUGCGCAGCAAGAAGUGCACGCGCCCCGGCUGCAAGUUCGUGCACGACAAGCAGCUGUGCCUGUACUUCUGGAAGUCGGGCGACUGCAAGUUCGGCGCCGAGUGCCGCAAAAACCACUUCGUGACGGUGCCCGACCCGAACGCCAAGAAGGAGGAGGAGGAGACCGCUGUGGCUAAGAAGGAGAAGAAGGACAAGCCCCAGGCCAAGAAGGGCAAGGACAAGAAGCCCAAGGACAAGGACGCCAAGCCCAAGGAGGACAAGCCCAAGGGUGACAAGACCGAGGACAAGGGCGACAAGCCAAAGGAGACCGGGAAGCAGGAGGGCGCCGACAAGAAGAGCAAGAAGAACAAGAAGAAGAACGAGCGGCGCCAGGCCACCAAGAAGAACACGGAGAGCUUCGAGCCCAUGACCAAGCCCGUGGACCUGCGGAUCACGUACGAUCUGGGCUCCAAGGACGACAAGUUCUCGACGCCGCUGACGGCGCGCGACGUGGUGCUCGUGCCCAACCUCUUCAGCGACUUCAAGAAGGGCGAGCUCUACGCCAAGCUCAUGCACGAGCUGGACAACUGCGGCAUCCCGCGCGAGCAGCUGCUCAAGAUGUGGCACGGCAACAACAAGAUCGACGGCACGCACCUCAUCGUGGACGACCACUCGAGCUGGAAGGCCAAGUGCCCCACGUUCGACCUCAUGACGGACCGACUCAAGCAGUUCUUCAGCCUCGACAUCAAGGCCACGCGCUUCAACUGGUACAAGGACACGUCCCAGUGGAAGCCGUUCCACUUCGACGCCGCCGCUGUCAAGCCCCACAUCGCGGCCAUCCAGAACUUCACGGUCGGCAUCUCGUUCGGCGCCACGCGCGACGCCGCCUUCGAGCACGCGGAGACCAAGACGGUGGUGAGCGUGCCGCAGCCGGACGGAUGCGUUUACGCCUUUGCCAAGGACACCAACGUGAUUUGGCGCCACGGCAUUCUGCAGGACGUCCCAGUGCGGGACGAGGGCCGCAUCUCGGUCAUCGCUUGGGGCUGGGUCGACAACAUGGCGGACGUCACGGCCCCCGCUGCUGCUGAGUCGUAG